This is a messenger RNA of Erythranthe guttata (spotted monkey flower), 799 nucleotides long. The record is from RefSeq and is a predicted model, not a curated record. NCBI's taxonomy places the organism in Eukaryota, Viridiplantae, Streptophyta, Magnoliopsida, Lamiales, Phrymaceae.
CUCUUCUCGACCAUGGAAGAAACCGAACCUCAACAACGCCAAAGGAAAGCAACCGAUCAACCGAGCAACCGUGACCCCGAGCAACAAACCCUUUUGCCCCAAAUGCAAUCGAGCGCACUCAGGCGAUUGUAUUGCCGGAACCGACCAUUGUUUUCGAUGCAAGAAGCCCGGACACAUGGUCCGAGACUGCCCUAUCGCCCCGAGACAAGUGCCGGGACGAGUAUUCGCCAUGACAAGAGACCAAGCCGAAGCUGACCCGUCAAUGAUCGCAGGUACCGUUAAUGUGUAUAAUAAUUCCGUGUAUGCCCUCAUCGACUCCGGAUCAACUCACUCAUUCAUCUCAAGUACCCUCGUUGCCGAACUCCGCCUAGUCCGUAGUCAAGCCGAUGCCUUGUUUAGCAUACUCAUUCCUUCCGGUGAUGAACUUAAAUCCAAUUUCAUCAUCAAAGAUUGCCCUAUUCAGAUUCGUAACCAAACCCUAGCCUCCGAUCUGAUCAUUCUACCCAUUAAACAUUUCGAAAUAAUCCUCGGAAUGGAUUGGUUAUCAAAAUUCGACGCCCAAUGGAAGUUUUCUCGAAUUCCGAAGCUCGUACAAUCCGUCGAUUCCUAUCAUUUCCGCCAUCAAAGCGAGCAAACUUAUUCAAAAAGGACAUCUAUGUCAUUUGGUCGACAUAGUGGAAGCUCUCAACGAAGAUAAAACCGACAUUUCCAAAGUGCCAACCGUUUGCGAUUUUCCCGAUGUCUUUCCCGAAGAUCUCCCCGGUCUUCCGCCCGAUCGUGAAAUCGAAUUCGAAAUUAA